CCAGAGCCGAGUUGUUGCUGCAGACAAGACACGGGCACAGGCACAGGCAAUAUAUUUUACUAGGCCAGAAGACAUCUUGAGGAAAAACAAUACUUUAUAAAUGUCGGGGUUUUAUCUGUUAUCAGUGUGUCUGCCGUGUGCGCGGCUCCGGGAAAGCGCGUUCAGGGAGCUCCGGCUGCCCCCGGGCCAAGAAAAGGCCCGCGCUGCGGGGCCCGGGGGGCGCUGCGUGACCGCGCCCGGUGCUGCCGCCUGGUGGCCACAGCCCGGUACUGCAGCUGGGGAGCGGCGCGCUGUGCCCGUGCCGGGGGACGAGGGGGCGCUGCCGCUGCGGGCGGGGUCGUGCCGGUCAGAAAGGGCGGAGGCGGUCGGACGAACCGCCGGGAGACAAAGAGGCCCCGGCUCUCCGGGGGCAGCCCCGCUGCGAAAAGAACGGGCGAGGCAGCAGCAGGAGGCGGCGGCGUCUCCUCGGCCCCGAGCACAGGGGAGAGAAACCUGCCGGACGGAGCUCCUUCGGGCUCUGUCUGUUCACAAUGAAUUUAUGGUGGAUCCGUCCGGCAGUCGGUGGCCCGCGGUCGCUCGGCAACAGCAGAAGCGGAUUGAAGGGACCGGCCGCUGGAGGAUGCCGAAGCCUCCCGGGUCAGCGGUGGGAGCAGCUUUGCGUAAAGCGAGGGAUGCCGGUCCCUGUUUUCUCUUCCCGCUUUUGAAGAGAAGCUGCCGAGUCAGCGUACGCUGCGGUGAAGUUCUACAAGAUGCGGCCCUCAGGAACCGGUUGCUGUGGGGUUGCUCGUGCAGCCAGCUUUUGGUGUCGGUUGUUCCGGCGCUCCGUCGCGGUGUAGAGCCGGCCCCGUACGUAGCGGUGAGGCGUCCCGCAGUUCGGUUUGAUUCUCGGAUAGGCCUCGGCUCUGACUGUGCACUCGAACGCCAAAACCUACAGCGGAAGCUGCGGUGGCUUUAGCGUGCAAGGGGCGCGAGCGCCCUGAAGCCGCCCGUGUGGCCGAGCGUCCCGAUCGCGGCGCUGAGCGUUAGACGGACUUGAGCCGCGUGCCGGAAUUGUUUUGUUUUGGAGAGGGGGGGAUAAACCUGGAGCACAACUUGUGAGGGCGGUACAUCGUGGGCAGGUUUUAGUAUUGCCUGUGGAGUGCCGCUAGAAGCGUUCGUAGUUCUUGCUUGUCUCUGUUACAAGAUGAGCCGUGUCGUCCUGCGUGACGCGUAACGGGAGGACGGCGCGGUAGCGGUGCUCUGCACAAGAGCCCGUUGGGGGGUAUUUUAGCUCGCGGGAAAGGGAUUGGGGAACCACCUGGUGGGAAUGCGAGGAGAGCAGCCCUGGCGGAAUCUGAGGAGCCGAGGCCGUUGUAUAAAUUGGACAAGGAAGGAAAGGCUGCGGGCAAAGCGCGGUGCUGCACCCGGCCGCCCCAGUGCGGUGCCGCGGCGCGCCUCGGUGCUGCCGCCCUGUGGCGAAACCCGGGUACUGCAGCGCACGGCAAGGGGGGGGGGGCAGAUGCCGCGAUUGAGAGACGGGGACGCAACUUGAUGCAAGCAAAGUGUCCACUUUAUUGCUCUUCACACAAUUCUUUUAUACUGUUACAUGCAUAACAACUACUAUCGUGGAUUAUGCUGAUUGGCACAACAAUUAAUUAUCUCAUACAUAUUACAAAGGCUGAGCUCAUGAUAGGUUAGUAAGAGCAUGCAAAUCUGUCCUAGCUCCUUGUUACUAUCGUGUCCUGUGUGCUGGGCAAGCUUUACAGGCUGCUUUCUCACAGCCACAAGGUCCUGUUGCUAAACAGGACAUUCCCAUCUAUCAUCACAAGUUUCUGCUCUUUGUGCUUACAUCUGCAUGUUGUAACUUUUCACGGCCCUUAGUAAUUUUCCAUGCUAACACAACAGGUCUAGUAGCUAGAACUAGCAUAUUAAUUAUAGAUAUAUAUUUUUGCUAAUAUCCUAUAAGCCUAGAUAACCCACAGGCAGAGACGCCGAUCGAGCCGCGGGGGUUCGCGGUCGGGUCUGUGCGUGCCGGUGUCCGUCCCCCCCGACGGGGGUCAGGUCCCCAUUGGUGUGCAAACGACACCCCUCCCUCGAUGGCUCCUUAGGAGGGUUAAUCCCAGUCCUCGUUCUUUUGGCAGCGGCGGGUCUGUGACCUCGCGGGAAGCCCAGGCUGCUGCACAGAGCUCGUCGGGAGCGGGAGCCGCGGAGGCGGGGGGCCUCGACGAGCCAGAGCUGCGGCAGACGGAGGGGGCGCGCGCGCUGCCCGGGGGCCGCGUCCGGCGGAGCCGAAGUGACCUGCGGCGGCAACGAGCGGGAGCCGCUCGGAGCUGGAGCGGCCGUUGGCCGCGCCUUCCCUGGGGAGGUGAGCGCGGGGAGCCCGGCCUCUCUCUCCCUCGGGGAUUAAACCCGCGCCCGUCCGCGCCCUUCCCGGGGGCGGCGGCGAGGCGGGUUCCCCCGGCUCUCCCGGGGCGGCCCCGCUGCCGGGGGGCGCGGGCGAGGCGGCGGCAGCGCCUCCUCGGUGCCGGGGGGCGGAGGGGAGAGAGACCUGCCGGCCGGAGCCGCGGGGCGCGCGGCCCCUCGGGCAGGGCGCUCCCGGUCUCUGGGCCGCAGGCCGGGGGCGGCAGACGGGUUCGGGUGCUCUGGCCUGCUUUUUAGCCAGCGCGGCCUUCUCCGCGCCGUGAAGAAAAUCCCGCGCGGUCGAUUCCGCUCGCCGCUCGGGAGAUGCCGCGUCUCUGGGGCCGUGGACUGGGGAAGAACGUUUGCGAGUUGGAGGGCGCUACAAGAUAUUCCGCGGGGAAGCCGGAGAAGAGGCAAAUUGGCUGCCAGCGGAGUUGCGUUCCUUCGGUUUAGGACGUUCAGCUUGUCCUUCCAGAGAAGGAGCAGUCGUGGGUAGGGCCGAGAGAGGCUUUUAGGCGCGUGAUCGGAAUUGGAGCCAAAUGGCACUCGACGUUGCCGCUGUGGGUCUUGGCUUUCAGUGGUUUCCCCGCGGCUGCCUGGUGUUUGGGAGCUCGGAGCGGGCAUUUUUUUUCCCCCAAGGAGAGGCUGUGCUUGAAACAGAACUUGCUUGAAGAAGACAGACGAGGCGGGUGAGGAUGCAGAGCGGGCCAAUCAGAUCGCUCGGGAGGGCUGGAGGGGCGGAGCGCCGAUAGGCGGGGAGCAUGGCAAUUGAUGUGCGUAGGCAGCCAAUGAGGUUGCCGGGGGGGCGGGCGUUGCGGUGUCCGUACUGAGCAUGCCCAACUUGCGCAGUCCUCAGUCAGGUCCGACGCUGAGGCGGGCACCUGGGGGCGGAGCGCGGGAAGGAGCAUCCAAUAGGAGGACGGCGCGGCGGGGUGGAAAGCAGCCAAUCAGAGCGCGCCGUCUCAAUCCCGUUUGAACAGCUGCCUCCCUGGCAAACGCGUCCGUGGGGUCCCGGGGCGGGUAGCGGGAGUUAACGGGGAAACGGGGGUCGGGGCGAGGGAGGGGAGGCUGUGGAGCGCUCAUUUUGGCCUCUCCGUCCCUUUUGCCUCUCUCUCCCUCUCUCUGUGUCUCCUUGUCUUGCUCCCUGUCCCUGUCUUUCUCUGGUAAGCUGACCUGCUCUUUGCCCUUCUUUUUUUGUGGAAUCACAGGCUCCUUCUGCUUGGAAAAGACACGUGCAGUUUUAAAUUUGGGUUUGAACUCUAGGGUUUUUUUUCCCCCAUUAGCGUAAGUGGACGGCACGUUGUCCUGUGGCUCAAUCCCCGUUCUGUUCCGUGGAGCCUUCAGUUUAGGAUGUUCAGGUAAGACAGUUUGUCCUUCCAGAAAAGGAGCAGUCACCGGUAGGACCGAGAGAGGCUUUUAAGCGCGUGAUUGGAAUUGAAGCCAAAUGGCACUUGACGUUGCCGCUGUGGGUCUUGGCUUUCACUGGUUUCCCCGCGGCUCCCUGGUGUUGGGGAGCUCGGAGCGGGCACGUUUUUUUCCCCGAGGGGAGGCUGUGCUUAAAAAAGAACGUGUUUCCUCAGAGAAGUGCAAGUCCGUGUGCGUAAGACAGACAGAAACCCCAGCCAGCCUAGUCAAGUUCUGAGCGUGCGUCUGUCAGGCGGCUGCUUUACGUUGAGGAGCGCACAGCCGUGCAAUGGUAAGGGCGAAGGGCAACGCAAGACAGAAGGGUUUUUCCUGCUGCGGGUGACCAGCCGCCCCCCUUUUCCGCGUGAAGCAGAGGAGCGCGGUUCGUUGUCGCCUUUUAAACGCGGCGGCGGCGGCAAGCCGAGCGGACGGAGGGCGCGGGGUGGGGGGGGGGGGGGGGUCCCGGCAGGGCGGCGACCCGGCGGGUGAGGAUGCAGAGCGGGCCAAUCAGAUGGCGCGGGAGGGCUGGAGGGCUGGAGGAGCGGAGCGCUGGUUGGCUGCCUAGGCACGUCAGUUGCCUUUCUGUCUGCCAAUCAGAUUGCCGGGGGGGCGGGCGUCGAGUGCUGGGUACUGCGCAUGCCCCAAAGAGCGAGCGCUGAUAGGCGGAGAGAUGCUGAUUGGCGUGCCGCCCGCAGCCAAUGAUGUUGCCGAAGGGGCGGGCGUUGCGGCGUCCCUAGUGCGCAUGCCCCAGCCGCGAUCGCUGAUAGGCGGCGAGAGAGGUGAUUGACGUGUCCCGGGGAGCCAACCGGGAUGCGGCAAGGGGCGGGUGCUGCGGUCUCCCUAGUGCGCAUGCCCAAACCGCGAGCGCUGAUAGGCGGCGAGAGAGGUGAUUGACGUGUCCCGGGGAGCCAACCGGGAUGCGGCAAGGGGCGGGAGCUGCGGUCUCCCUAGUGCGCAUGCCCAAACCGCGAUCGCUGAUAGGCGGCGAGAGGGCUGAUUGACGUGUCCCGGGGAGCCAACCGGGAUGCGGCAAGGGGCGGGAGCUGCGGUCUCCCUACUGCGCAUGCCCCAGCCGCGAUCGCUGAUAGGCGGCGAGAGGGCUGAUUGACGUGUCCCGGGGAGCCAACCGGGAUGCGGCAAGGGGCGGGAGCUGCGGUCUCCCUACUGCGCAUGCCCCAGCCGCGAUCGCUGAUAGGCGGCGAGAGGGCUGAUUGACGUGUCCCGGGGAGCCAACCGGGAUGCGGCAAGGGGCGGGAACGGGGGUCGGGGCGGCUGCGGAGCGCUCGCUGCGGCCGGCGCCCGGGCAUCGGGAGGCGGGCGGCUCAGGGCCGCCCUUCGUGAGGUUUCCCGGAGGCGGCAGGAGGGCGGAGGGGAAGGAGGGGACAGCCGGGGACCUCCCGCCGCGGGCGUCUCCGGGGUGCGGCGGCUGUCGGUGCCCGCGGAGCCCGGCGGGACGGCGGGGGAGCGCGAGGGGAACGGAGCGGCGAAAGAGGCGGCAGGUGAGUGCGGCAGCGGCGAGGGUGACCGUGCCGUUGGAACGGGGGGAGCGGGAGGGGUCGGCGCGGCGCGGCGCGGAGGCGUUCGGUUCCGGUUCCCCCCCCCCCCCCCCCGCCCUUACGGCCGCGCUGGCGAAGCUGCUGGGAGGCGUGCGGUCCGGAGCCGCGUCUCCCUCCGGCGCAGCGCCCGUGCCCGGUGCGGCAGCCCCUCCGGGAGCGGCGCAGCCCCCGUCGGUCGCGGGGACGGUUACAAGCAGAGCUAAGGCGCGGUUGCGGGCGGGCUGGGUGGCGUGGCGAGCGGGGCGCCGCUCCGGCGGGAGCUCGGGGCGAGCCCCGGCGGGUUCCGUGUCCUGCGGGCGCGGCUUUCGCGCCGCGGCUCUCUCUGUGCGCUUUUUUGUUUGGUCGCGUUUGUUUUUUGGGUUUUUUUUGGCGGGAUUCCCGCGAAACGCGGCACGAGCGCUCGCCCGGGGCUGCUGCGGCGGGUCUCAGUGGCGCCGUCCUGUGGGCAAAGCGCGGUACUGCACCCGGCCGCCCCAACGCGGUGCCGCGGCGCGCCUCGGUGCUGCCGCCCUGUGGCGAAACUCGGGUACUGCAGCGCCCGGCAAGGCGGGGGGCAGAGACGCCGAUCGAGCCGCGGGGGUUCGCGGUCGGGUCUGUGCGUGCCGGUGUCCGUCCCCCCCCGACGGGGGUCAGGUCCCCAUUGGUGUGAAAACGACAUCCCUCCCUCGGUGCCUCCUUAAACGUUUAAUGACGUAAAUAUUGCUCCUGCUAACGUUGUCGGCGCGGCUUCUUUCCUCAGGGGAUCCGUCUGGCAGUCGGUGGCCUGCGGUCGCUCGGCAACAGCAGAAGCGGAUUGAAGGGACCGGCCGCUGGAGGAUGCCGAAGCCUCCCGGGUCAGCGAUGGGAGCAGCUUUGCGUAAAGCGAGGGGUACGUGAAGCCGGGCGUGCGGUGCCGACCGCCCAGCAGACGCCUGUCCCUGUUUUCUCUUCCCGCUUUUGAAGAGAAGCUGCCGAGUCAGCGUACGCUGCGGUGAAGUUCUACAAGAUGCGGCCCUCAGGAACCGGUUGACGUGAGGGAAAUGCUUUCUGACCGCCUGCGCGGUGAGGGGACGUUUUUCACCUUUUAGCUCCUUCUGCACGACAAGAGGGAGACGGAAGGUUAAGUAACACGUUGUUUAGGAGCUGAGAGCUUAGUUUGUAUUUAACUAAUAAUUAAGAGACGUGUUGUCAGCGAGAAACUAAACGAUUACAACUAACUUCAUCAAAUGAAGUAAAGACAGGCCAGCCAGGCGUGGUGGUGGAGUUGCUCUCUAUGUGAGAGAGCAGCUACAGUGUACUAAAUUCUGCCCAGGAGCGGAUGAGGAGCGAGUUGAGAGUGUAUGGGUCAGGAUCAAGGGGCAGGCUGGCAGGGGUGACACUGCUGUGGGCGUCUGUUACAGGCCACCAGAUCAGGCUGAGGAAGUUGAUGAGGCCUUCUAUGGGCAGCUGAGAGCGGCCUCACGGUCACAGGCCCUGGUUGUUGUGGGGGAUUUUAAGUUCCCUGGUGUUUGCUGGAAGGACCGUUCAGCCAGCCAGCCACAGUCCAGGAGGUUCCUGCCGUGCAUCGGUGAGAACUGCCUCAUGCAGGUGGUGGAGGAGCCGACUGGGAGAGGUGCACUGCUGGAUCUCAUCCUCGCUAGCAAGGAGGGUCUGGUCGAAGCAGGAAAGGUUGAGGGCUGCCUGGGCUGCAGUGACCACGAGAAGGUGGAGUUCAGCAUCUUGGGUGGCAGGAACAGAAUAGCAAGUAGAAUUGCAACCCUGGACUUUAGCAGGGCUAACUUUGGCCUUUUCAAGCAAUUGCUGGGGGAAAUCCCACGGGCAAGACUGCUUGAAGGAAAAGGGGCCCAAGAUAGCUGGGUUGCAUUCAGAGAUUGCUUCUUCCACGCUCAGGAUCAGAGCAUCCCCACACGAAGGGAGUCAAGGAAGGGAGCCAGGAGGCCUGCGUGGUUGAACAGGGACCUGUUGGGUAUGCUCAAGCAGAAGAGGAGAGUUUGCAGGUCAUGGAGGCAGGGGCUGGCCACUUGGGAGGAAUAUAAGGCUGCUGUUAGAGGAUGCAGGAAGGCAGCUAGGAUAGCCGAGGCCCCCUAGAAUUACAGCUGGCGAGAGGGGUCAAGGACAGCAAAAAGAGCUUUUUCAAAUACAUAGCAGAUAAAACUAACACCAGAGGCAAUGUAGGCCCACUGAUGAACGGGGUGGGUGCCCUGGUGGCAGAAGAUACAGAGGAGGCAGAAUUCCUGAAUGCCUUCUUUGUCUCUGUCUACUCUGCCGGAGGCCGUCCUGGGGAGCCCUGUACCCCUGAGACCCCGGAUGAAGCCAGGUCAGUGGAGGAGUUUGCUUUAGUCGAUGAGGACUGGGUUAGGGAGCAAUUAAAUAGUCUGGACAUCCAUAAAUCCACGGGUCCGGAGGGGAUGCACCCGCGGGUGCUGAGGGAGCCGGCUGAAGUCACUGCUGGACCGCUCUCCGUCAUCUUUGCCAAGUCUUGGGAAACGGGGGAGGUGCCCGAGGACUGGAGGAAAGCGAAUGUCACUGCAGUCUUCAAAAAGGGCAAGAAGGAGGACCCGGGUAAUUACAGACCGGUCAGCCUCACCUCUGUCCCUGGGAAAGUAAUGGAACAGCUAAUCCUUGGUGCCAUCUCAAGGCAUAUCAAGGAUAAGAGGGUUGUUAGGGGCAGUCAGCAUGGCUUUACCAAGGGUAAGUCGUGCUUGACCAGCCUCAUAGCCUUUUAUGAGAAUGUAACAAGGUGGAUGGACGAUGGCAGAGCGGUGGAUGUGGUCUAUAUCUUGACUUCAGCAAAGCCUUUGACACAGUCUCCACAGCAUCCUCACAGCUACGUUGAGGAGGUGUGGUCUGGACAAUAGAGUAGUGAGGUGGGUUGCCAACUGGCUUAAGGAGAGAAGCCAGAGAGCGGUAGUCAAUGGUGCGGAGUCCAGCUGGAGGCCAGUAUCCAGUGCAGUGCCUCAGGGGUCAGCGCUGGGGCCAAUGUUAUUCAGUAUAUUCAUUAACGAUUUGGACGAGGGAAUAGAGUGCACUAUCGGCAAGUUUGCUGAUGACACCAAGCUGGGAGGGGUGGCUGACACGCCAGAAGGCUGUGCUGCCAUCAGAGACCUGGACAGGCUGGAGAGUUGGGCGGGGAAUGACCUGAUGAAAUUUGACAAGGGCAAGUGUAGAGUCCUGCACCUGGGCAGGAACAACCCCAGGUUCCAGUAUAGGUUGGGAAAUUACAUAUUAGAGAGCAGUGGAGGGGAAAGGGACCUGGGGGUCCUGGUGGACAACAGGAUGACCAUGAGCCAGCCCUGUGCCCUUGUGGCCAGGAAGGCCAAUGGCAUCCUGGGGUGUAUUAGAAGAGGGGUGGUCAGUAGGUCAGAGAGGUCCUCCUUCCCCUCUGCUCCGCCCUGGUGAGACCGCAUCUGGAAUAUUGCGUCCAGUUGUGGGCCCCUCAGUUCCAGAAGGACAGGGAACUGCUGGAGAGGGUCCAGCGUAGGGCAACCAAGAUGAUUAAGGGAGUGGAGCACCUCCCUUAUGAAGAAAGGCUGAGGGAGCUGGGGCUCUUUAGUUUGGAGAAGAGGAGACUAAGGGGGGACCUUAUCAAUGUUUAUAAAUACAUAAAGGGUGAGUGUCAUGAGGAUGGAGCCAGGCUCUUCUCGGUAGCAAACAACGAUAGGACAAGGGGUAAUGGGAUCAAGCUGGAACACAAGAGGUUCCGCUUAAAUUUGAGAAGAAACUUCUUCUCAGUGAGGGUGGCAGAGCCUGGCCCAGGCUGCCCAGGGAGGUUGCGGAGCCUCCUUCUCUGGAGACAUUCAAAACCCGCCUGGACGUGCUCCUGUGCGACCUCACCUGGGCGUUCCUGCUCCAUGGGGGGAUUGGACUGGAUGAUCUUUUGAGGUCCCUUCCCGUCCCAAACAUACUGUGAUACUGUGAAGAGUGCGGCUUAGCAGCGCUGCUGACUCUGCCGUCCCGUUCCCUUCCCUGUUUCAGCCGGCGAGGCGGCCGGAGGACCCGCUCUGUGCGGCCGCGGGGCCCGCGGAGUCGAGGGCUCUGUUGGCGCGCCCCGGGGGUUUCUCUGGAGAGACUCCUCGUCUCGGUCGCGUCGCGGCGGGGACGGACGAGGACCUCUGGCGAGGGGUCUUUCUGCGCUGGGAGCCGGGACCGGGCACGCGCUCACGGGGCGUCCGUAAGUCGCGGUACGGAAUUUAGGCAGGAUAGCGCGCACGGGCUUGCGAGCGCCUUACAGGCGUGCGGUGGUUGCUCGUGCGGCCAGCUUUUGGUGUCGGUUGUUCCGGCGCUCCGUCGCGGUGUAGAGCCGGCCCCGUACGUAGCGGUGAGGCGUCCCGCAGUUCGGUUUGAUUCUCGGAUAGGCCUCGGCUCUGACUGUGCACUCGAACGCCAAAACCUACAGCGGAAGCUGCGGUGGCUUUAGCGUGCAAGGGGCGCGAGCGCCGUGAAGCCGCCCGUGUGGCCGAGCGUCCCGAUCGCGGCGCUGAGCGUUAGACGGACUUGAGCCGCGUGCCGGAAUUGUUUUGUUUUGGAGAGGGCGGGAUAAACCUGGAGCACAACUUGUGAGGGCGGUACGCCGUGGGCAGGUUUUAGUAUUGCCUGUGGAGUGCCGCUAGAAGCGUUCGCAGUUCUUGCUUGUCUCUGUUACAAGAUGAGCCGUGUCGUCCUGCGUGACGCGUAACGGGAGGACGGCGCGGUAGCGGUGCUCUGCACAAGAGCCCGUUGGGGGGUAUUUUAGCUCGCGGGAAAGGGAUUGGGGAACCACCUGGUGGGAAUGCGAGGAGAGCAGCCCUGGCGGAAUCUGAGGAGCCGAGGCCGUUGUACAAAUUGGACAAGGAAGGAAAGGCUGCGGGCACAGCGCGGUGCUGCACCCGGCCGCCCCAACGCGGAACUCUAAUGUGGAAUUCCUGUGUUUCAGAGGGGGAGCUGUGACCGCCCCGUGCUCAGCAGACCCCCCAGCCCGGGUGGGGGGAGCAGCGCCGGAGCGGGAGACGCGGCUCCGUCCUCCGUCCCCAGCGUGCCGGGGGGCGGCUGCCGGCCUGUGGGACGUGGCUGCGGCUGUUCGGGGCGCUGCCCCCCCAUGUUUGGGCGCUCUGGUAUGUACAUAGGUAAAUGGCGUUUUAAAGUAAUGUGCUGCCCGCUGGGGCUGUUUUCCUUUUCUACCUUUUUUUUUUUGAGUGAAUAAAUGGGGGGACUCGGGGGGCGACGAUGACGUUGCUGGAGGAGCAGGCCAGUGAGAGAUGGGGGCUUUCAGCCCCAAAACGCCUGAACAAUCAUGGGUGGGGUGUUUAGUGGUACUGUGGGGAGGAGAAAUGUCUCCCUGUCCGUUGCAGAGAAAACAGAACAAUCCCACAUCAAAGCUGUCCUAGAGAAGUACUUGCUGUUUGUCAUUGCGGUUCUAGAGCAGCCCGAUGUGCUGUUAAAGGUUGUGGUGGUGCGGGUCAGGGAUCCCCAGGCUGUGCCGAGACCGCAGGACGGCUGCUGGUGGAACAAAGUCCGGGACAGCUUCUCAGAGACAGGCGAUCCGGAGGGAAAGAAGGACAGAGAGAAGAGAGUUGGAAAAACUGGCAAUGUUUUACUAAUGCUAUAUUAAGAGCAGAGAAAAUAAUACAAAACCAAUCCUGAAAGUCUCAGCAACUGCAGAGCCGGCACCUGAAGUCCUGGACUGGACUCUGCAGCCAACCGGAGCUGGAUUCAGUCUCUCAGCAGGCCUCAGUUUGCAGGGACGACUAGCAAGGUCCUCUCCUAAUGUCACCAUAAGCAGAAGGGACGAAAAGGGGCAAAGAGGACAAGAUCCUCAUGAUCUGCCACUUCUAUAUGAAGUAUUCAUGUGAAGGGGAUGUUAUACACGGUUGGUCAGUUUGUUGGUCACCUGUUUCUUGUUGCUCCUCUUGCAAGAUGUGAAUCUGUCCUUAUCAACAAGUAAGCAUUCCAUUGCAGUGUUUAUCAAAACAUGUAUGUGUCUGGUUCUCCAGGAAAAGGCAGCUAAUAUGAAGCUUUAGCUGACAGGCAAAUUCACUGAAAGAGAAACUUGUUUUUUAAUGAAACCAGGACAGCCCCCACCCCAAUCCCCUCAGGACUCCUCUGAUUCCCAUCUGCUCCUCUCAGGACAGCUGAGCUUGUCUUUUGGGGCCCCUGAGAGCCCCCAUUUACCUUCUUUUACCUACCUUUGUUGUUGUUCCCAGCCUAUCCUGGUGUUUUCCAUCCUUCAGGACUUACUUAUUACUGUUGUGAGAGUCCGAGAGAAAAGGAGGAGUGUCUGUGACUUACAGCUGUCGUUGUUGAUCUACAGUGUUUUAGAGACGGAUUCUUGCAGGAUCUAUUUCUGGUUCGUCCUUCACUCCUCCCCAGACCGCAGCGCUGGUCCGAGUUCCCCAGCACACGUGUGUGUGUCCAGCCGGGUACGCUGGGGGAGCGCGUCAGGGCGGGCAGACGGCUGAAUGGACGCGCUGUCAGCGACUGCGGAACGAGCUGGGGCUGCUUUGACCGUGUCCAGCCUUGUGCGUGUGGUUUGUUUUCACUUGCAGGCUGAAACAGCAGUUUCCUUAAUUAAAAACACCCCAACAUGUGCCCCGGCCCCCAACAAAAAUAACGCCAAAAAUGCCACUGAAAGAAACACAGGGAGUUUUUAAAAAAUUUCCUUUAGCUUUCUCCCCCCUCCACCCCUACCCUGCUGCGUUCAGUGCAGUGAAUGACCGUGAGGAGAUGGCUGUGGAUCUGGCUGUUGAAGGGUGUGUGAAGGAGAAGGAGGUGUGUGUAGAGCAGGAUUGGUGGUGGAGGUGAGUGCAGCUGGUUCGGGUGUGGGGCUGUAAAUUCUUUUUGGAGGCUUCCUAGUUUCUGGUGUCACCUGCGGGGUGAAGUGUGACUCUGUGCAGGUUUGAAAGGUGCAACGUGCAGAGCUCCCUCAUUUGCCACCAGAUCUCCCAAUCACAGAGACAGCGUCGCUGUGCAGCUGCUAAGGACAGCGCGUCUCGUGCAGAACAGCAUCCUUUGUGCUCCGUGUGCGUGUUCCUCCUUUGAAAUGAAGUUGGGCCGCCCGGUGUUCCACGUUACGUGCGGUACCUGCUGGGCUGAGUCUCCUCCCCGCGCUCCGGUCGGUUCCGUCGCGCUGCCGCAGCCCCGGCAGCACCGCGGCGUUCGCUGGACGCGUUGUUGGCGGAGCCGGCACCGACAAUCUUGACACGUCGAGGCGCUGCGGUGGGUUUGCCUGGAAAUUCCAAGGUAAUUCCAAGGCAGACAGUAAUAAUCCCCAAUUUAUGUAGUAAAAUUUAAAAGAGUGGAAUAUAAAUACUGGAGCGCUAAUUGGAAGUAAUACCUGUAGAGAAAAAAACCUCUAGUUUAUAUCUACAAUAAAAAAUAAUGUGUGCUAGUAAAUCCGCCUGGUAGUAAUGUAAUGAUAAAAAUGUUAAAGUGUAAAUAGAUGAAAUUAUAUAGGCAUGAGCAAGAAGUAAAUUUAAUUUCAGCUAUUACUUGGUGAACUAGGCAGCAGUUGUUCCCAAUCUGAAUGCUAGUUUAAAAAACACAUUGUUUGGAAUUCCUUUUAAAUGAUAAAGGCAGAAAACUAAUGUGGAGUCAUUGGUAGCUUCAUUUGAACAACCGUUAUGAAAUAAACCGCAGACACGAAUGACUGCAUAGGAAACAAAGUGAGGAAGCUUUAGAUUUUAAACAGCAUUGGAAAGUGAUCGGGAGUGUUUAGUAUUUAAAUUAUAACAGAGCCACGAGAUGGGAGGCAACAAAGCUCAGAACCAAACAGAGUCAAAACGUUACAUUUCUUUUUUUAAAGAGAAGUAUAAAGGAACCACUAAGUAGUGGCUGUUUAUAAACAGGGGUAUUAAAAAGUUCCCAGGUAGUAAUGAUUCCCAACAGAACACUAAAAGAUAUUUAGAUGUAAAAUAAUAUUAGAAAACAGUUAUGACAGUCUGAAUUUAACCACAGCUUUUUUGGGGUUGUGCAAAAACAUGACCGCUAUUAAUUACCUCUGAGUUAAAAUAAAAAGACAUCAAACUA
Molecule: messenger RNA, 13319 nt
Organism: Columba livia (rock pigeon)
Lineage: Eukaryota; Metazoa; Chordata; Aves; Columbiformes; Columbidae
Product: collagen alpha-1(I) chain-like
Exons: 5
Coding region: 101-955 (284 amino acids)
Source: RefSeq, a predicted model, not a curated record